CAUGCAGGAAAAAAUUUCUUUACAUGGGUGGGUCCAAGUCCAAGGGUAAACAUUAUGGAGCCUGAGCUAAUGAGGGAUGUUUUGUUGAAGUCCAAUAUCUUUCAAAAGACACCCUCACACCCGUUGGUCAAGUUGCUGGUUUCUGGUCUAGUGGUUUUGGAAGGUGAACAAUGGGCCAAACGUAGAAAGAUGAUCAACCCAGUUUUCCAUCCAGAAAAGUUGAAGAAUAUGUUACCGGCAUUUCAUUUGAGUUGUAGCGACAUGUUGAACAAAUGGAAGAAGCUUUCGGUGAAGGGAUCAUGUGAGUUGGAUGUUUGGCCCUAUCUUGAAAAUUUGACAGGGGAUGUGAUUUCUCGGACAGCAUUUGGCAGUAGCUACGAAGAAGGAAGAAGGAUAUUCCAACUCCAGAAAGAACAGACAUAUCUUGCAAUCAAGGUUGCAAUGUCAGUUUAUAUCCCAGGAUGGAGGUUUUUUCCCACAAAGACGAACAAGAGGAUGAAGCAAAUAAGCAAAGAAGUACAUGCAUUGUUGGGGGGCAUCAUCAACAAAAGGGAGAAGGCAAUGGAGGCUGGCGAAACUGCUAAUAGUGACUUAUUAGGUAUAUUAAUGGAAUCCAAUUUUAGAGAAAUUCAAGAACAUCAAAAUAACACGAAGAUUGGAAUGAGUGCCAAAGAUGUCAUUGAUGAAUGUAAGCUAUUCUAUCUUGCUGGCCAAGAGACAACCUCAGUUUUGCUUUUAUGGACAAUGGUCCUGCUAAGCCAACAUACAGACUGGCAAGCUCGUGCAAGAGAAGAGGUUUUACAGGUUUUUGGGAAUAACAAACCUGAAAAUGAUGGCUUAAACCACCUAAAAAUUGUUACCAUGAUUUUUCAUGAGGUUCUUAGGUUAUAUCCACCAGUAACAGUGCUUACCAGAAUGGUUUCUAAGGACACUCAAGUGGGAGACAUGUAUUUUCCAGCCGGAGUGCAGGUCUCUUUGCCCACCAUCCUAGUUCACCAUGAUCAUGAAAUUUGGGGAGACGAUGCAAAGGAGUUUAAUCCAGAGAGGUUUGCUGAAGGAGUUUCAAAGGCAACAAAAAACCAAGUUUCAUUUUUACCAUUCGGUUGGGGUCCUCGGGUGUGCAUUGGACAAAAUUUUGCAAUGAUGGAGGCAAAAACAGCUUUGGCAAUGAUCUUACAACGCUUCUCAUUUGAACUUUCGCCAUCCUAUGCUCAUGCUCCUUUCAGUCUUAUAACUAUCCAACCCCAAUAUGGUGCACACCUGAUUCUACGUGGACUUUAAUAUUGAGACACAUAUUGAAGGAAAUUUGUGUUCGAUACAGCUAAUGUAUUAUAAUAGAUAUCAUUGUGUGGG
Messenger RNA from Vitis vinifera (wine grape), 1353 nucleotides. Its product is annotated as cytochrome P450 CYP72A219. Gene Ontology annotation, molecular function: oxidoreductase activity, acting on paired donors, with incorporation or reduction of molecular oxygen; monooxygenase activity; iron ion binding. NCBI's taxonomy places the organism in Eukaryota, Viridiplantae, Streptophyta, Magnoliopsida, Vitales, Vitaceae. The transcript is spliced from 4 exons. The annotation marks the transcript as partial. The record is from RefSeq and is a predicted model, not a curated record.